AUGUCUACCCGCCAACUACUACAGAAUAAAACCAAAACCAAGACAGAUAUCACUACUGAACAAUCCCAGAAACUGGUUCAAACAAUGUUAACCAUGUCAUUUGGAUGCUUGGCAUUUUUAAGGGGUCUUUUCCCCGAUGAAAGUUUUGUAGAUCAAAGAUUUGUACCAGAGAAAGUGGAAAAGAAUUACAACAAACAAACAUCCUCGCAAACCAAUUCAAUUAAAAUUAAAACAUUGGUAAGGGGUAAAUUUACAGAAGUUGAUCUGCUGCUGGAUUGGCUUGAGAAAGGUGUUUUCCAAGCUAUAAAAUUAAAAUAUCUGAAAGCGCUUAGCUUGGGAAUUUUUUUGAACGAGCAUGAUUCUACUAACCUUUUAGAAAAUUAUACAUUUACAUUUGACUACGAUGUGGAAAAUAAUGUCAGACUUAGUAUUAACGAUGAAAGUUCCACUAUUUCUCUGUUAGAUUCGAGAAAAAUGGCUCAACAGUUAAUGAGGAGAUUUAUCAUCAUAACACAGUCUUUAGAACCUUUACCUCAGAAGAAAUAUUUGACGGUAAGGUUGAUGUUUAAUGAUGAUUGUCCACGGGAUUACCAACCUCAUCUUUUCAAAGAUGCAAGUUUCGAUAAACCUGCGACCAUCAAAAUUCCAUCAUCUUCAGAUUCUGCCAUGUUUUCAGUUGGAUCUCUCGAUACCAAGCAUCAUAAAUUAGCAAUGAAAGUAUUCUCUGCUACAGAUAUAGAUGCUGAGAAUUCUUCAGAAUUCGAUGAAAUUGAUCCAUUUGAAUUCGUUGAAGAUAAGGGAAAGCCAAACGUCAGUAAUAUAACAUCUGAACCAUCACAAUCACAGACGAGUAAUGUUUUAGGUGAUUAUUUGAAAUCUUCACAACCUGAAAUCCAACCAACUCAAGCAAUUCAUCCCCAUACGUCGGCGGCUGAAGGUGCCACCACAGCCACUACCACUACCACUACUGUCAGAACUACAAGCCAUCAUCCCCUUAAAUGCGAAUGUGGUACGCAAUGUGCUCCCAGUUCAACAAAAUUAAAAUGCUGUAAAAAUUGUAGAAAACGGGUGCAUGGUAUCUGUUAUGGUAACUACCAGGGCGCAUACAUCGAAAAGUGUCUCCUUUGCCUUUUUGGAUCUAAAUUACUGCUAGAGUCUUCAGAGCUUCAAGAUUUGAUGUUGUUGAGGAAAUGUUAUAGGUACUUGGCUCGUGCAAGAUCUUUGCCUUCUUCGACAAGCAAUUUUAUCAAACAACUCAUAGGACCUAAAGAAAUCAACGAAGAAAUAAGGGAAAGAUUUGCCUUUUGCAUGUCCGUACUUUUCCAAGAUGAAAUCCUAACUAUCGGUUCUGAAUGGAGAAAACCUAAAAGUAGUCAAACACUAAGGUUUCACAAUAAUGUCCAAAUAGACAUUCCAAACAUUGUAGCCGCUGAACACGGUCUUUUACAAGAAGGCGAAGAAUAUAACAUUAAUUUUACAUUCCAAUCACAACAUCCUCAUUCAUGUUAUAUGGAUAUCGUGCCCCAAUCGAAAUCGCAAGUGGAUAGAUGGUUGGAUGAAAUUACGGAAUUGAGGAACAAGUCCUUUUCGUUACCAUCUUCAUGUAAUCUACAAUCGCUAGACAUUAGCGAUAAUAUACCCCAAAACCAAUCGUUACCCACUAUGGGACAAAAGAGAAAGCAUGUCGAUUUAGAUCAAUAUUUGGAGGAAGAAAAUAGCUCGGUGCUUAAUGACACUUUAGACAUUACAGCAGCUCAUUCCUCUAGAACAGAAACUCCGAAAAAAAUUAGGAAGAUCAGCGUUUCCAAAAAAUCGUUGAGGAGCGUAUGGUAA
This is a messenger RNA of Zygosaccharomyces rouxii, 1833 nucleotides long. It is a transcript of the gene HOP1, whose product is annotated as Hop1p. Gene Ontology annotation, biological process: meiotic recombination checkpoint signaling; synaptonemal complex assembly. The transcript has a single exon. Lineage: Eukaryota; Fungi; Ascomycota; Saccharomycetes; Saccharomycetales; Saccharomycetaceae. The coding region runs from base 1 to 1833 and encodes 610 amino acids. The record is from RefSeq and is a predicted model, not a curated record. Gene Ontology annotation, cellular component: nucleus.